Anolis sagrei ordinatus is the source of this 2443-nucleotide messenger RNA. RefSeq names its product mediator complex subunit 22 (gene MED22). Gene Ontology annotation, cellular component: mediator complex. Gene Ontology annotation, molecular function: transcription coregulator activity. Lineage: Eukaryota; Metazoa; Chordata; Lepidosauria; Squamata; Anolidae. Gene Ontology annotation, biological process: regulation of transcription by RNA polymerase II. The record is from RefSeq and is a predicted model, not a curated record.
UGCGCAGACGUGUCUCCCGUUUGGGAAAAGUCGGCGGCCAUGUCGUCGGUUCCCGGCGCGGGGCCUAGUGUGCGCGCGUUGCCUCAGAGUAAAGAAGCGCUUCUCCAGUCCUACAACAAGCGCCUCCGCGACGACGCCCGCUCCCUCGCCGACAACUUCGCCGAAAUCGUCAAGACCGCCAAGAUCGAGGAAGAGACCCAGGUCUCACGGGCGACGCAAGGCGAGCAGGACAACUACGAGAUGCACGUCCGGGCAGCAAACAUUGUCCGGGCAGGAGAGUCGCUCAUGAAGCUGGUCUCAGACCUGAAGCAAUUCCUGAUCCUGAACGACUUCCCAUCGGUCAACGAGGCCAUCAACCAGCGCAACCAGCAGCUGCGCGCUCUGCAGGAGGAGUGCGACCGCAAGCUCAUUACACUGAGGGAUGAGAUCUCUGUUGACCUGUACGAGCUGGAAGAAGAGUAUUACUCCUCCAGCUGCAGCCUCUCUGAUGCCACUGACCUUCCACUCUGCGAAGCCUUCUGGAGACAGGAAACGGCCGCCUCCUCCCCGGAGAGCCUCUCCCUGCCCCAGCCCACAAGCAACGCCAAUGCCAACACCUUGGAGCAGGCCCUCCCGGCCCCGCAGGGUUCCACGCCCUCCCACCCGCACAUGAAUGGCCAUGGAGCAGGCCCCGCCGAAUAGCCCUGAGAGCAAGGAGCGCCACCAAGGCUGCCUGGCCAAGUGCAAGUGAGCUCCCGCUCUGUACAGCCGGAAGCAACAACCGACGCCAAUUGCGGGUGGAAAAGGUUUCCUAAAUGAUAUUGCAAGUGGAUUACAGCCCGAGCAAGGCGUCCCCGGUCGUGCUGCUGGGAGUGUAGCAAAUACCGUUUUUGGACCUUAAAUGUGCCCUUUUACCUGUUUUCAGUGGGACAGAGUGCAUCGGGCCCUUUCAGAGAAAGAAGUAGACACACCGACUCCAGCACUGGGUUUGAUAAUAUUGGCUACACAGACAAAAAGGGAAAACAUUGCAUAUCCUACACAUUCACUCCACAUACAUUCAACAUGCCUACUCACCAUCCUUCCCUCUCUCACAUACAUUCACCAUUUGGACUCACCAUCCUUCACUGACUUGGAUAAGUUCACUCCAUAUAUAUUCAACAUUCAUACGCACUGACAUGUGUUCAGACUAAUGCUUCUGGAGAAGAGAGAUGGAUGUUCAAACACUGCAAUCCUUGCAGAUCUGGCACACUUUGGAAAAGGAAAUGGGUCUCCUUUUCGUAUAAUUUUUUGUUGUUGCUCUCUACUUGGUUGCCUUGCAGUCGGAAGCAAUAACCAACACCAAAUGUAUGAUAUUGCAAGCAGAUCACACGCCAAGCAAGGCAGCCCCCCCCCCCCCCCCCCCCCCCCCCCAGUCGUGCUGCUGGGAGUGUCACAAAUCCUUUUUUUUUUUUAAUAACCGUAAACAUGCCCUUUCAUCUGUUUUCAAAUGGGACAGAAUGCAUCAGGCCCUUUCAGAUAAAGUAGACACACUGAUUCCAGCACUGGAUCUGAUAAGAUUGGUUACACAAUCAAAAAGGGGAAACAUUGUACAUCCUCAGCAUUCACUCCACGUACAUUCCUACUCGCCCUCUCUUCCAUACAUAUAUUCACCAUUCAUACUCACCAUCCCUCUCACAUGCAUUCCCUCACAUACAUUCAAUGUUCAUACUUGCCAUCCUUUUUUCAUUCAGUCUUGCUGCUGGAGAAAAGAGACAAUGGUUCAAACGCUGCAUUCCUCGCAGAUCUGGCAUACUUAGGGAAAGGGUCUCCUGAUGUUUCUCAAAUACUGGGAGCCAGAUUUUGUUCAUUUUCAUUGUUUCCUCUCUGUUGAAAUUCCCCACUUGCUUCUUGUGGGUUUCAAUUGCUUCUCUUGAGUAGCUUGACAAAGUGGUUGUUGUCAGGGGGGCAGAAUUUUUGUGCAGAUGCCUUCACUCAUUGACUAUGCCAUCAUCUUAGUUACUCGCAUGCUAAUGCGUGGUUCCCACUCAACACAUGGUGAUAGCACCCUUGACACCUGGCUAAUAGACAACUGUUCUUCCUCCCUGGACCUUAUUGUAUGGGGACAUGAUAUUAUAUUCCGUUCGCUUGACUCCCAUCAGAUCCUCCAAAAAUGCCACAGGCAGGCAAAAUAAAUAAAGGAGGAAGUGCUGCUCAAACCUCCUGGGAGGGGGAUGCUCUUGCCAUCGGGGGGGCAUUCCCUUGUCCUCCUCCCAGAGUUCUUCCUUUAGAUCAGCUGCAUCUGCUUAUACUUGGGGUUCUUGUCAUUAUCCAGGCAACCUUUAGAUGUCCGUUUAAUGACAGUGUUUUCCUGCCAGUUGACUUGAACGCACGGGUUUGAUGUGUUUGUGGGUUUGUUUCAUUAUUGGGAUAAAUGUUUCCUGACUGUAAAUAGGUGAUUGAAUAAAACCAGUUCUGAUGCUGACAA